AUGCGCGUACUUGGCCUGAUAAGUGGCGGCAAGGACUCCAUUUGGAACUUGCACUACUGCCACCACUUCGGUCAUGAGCUUCGAUGCCUGGCUAACCUGGCGCCGCCUCCGGGAGUCUCGGAGCUGGACUCGUACAUGUACCAGACGGUGGGCUCAGAGCUGGUGACCUGCAUUGCGGAGGCCAUGGGCUUGCCCUUGGUGCGCCGCGCCAUCGCCGGUGCCCCGAAGAACGUGGAGUGCGGCACCUACGCCCCGGAGGAGGGUGAUGAGGUGCAGCGUAUCCGCACUUGCGACUUGGCAGAUUUGGAUGUCAAAGAGGACUGCGUCACGUUUCUGGUGAAGAGCGAGAGGGUCCUUGUGGAACUUGCACCCAAGACGAUCAAUACCAACGACUGCUCUGCCCGCUUCAGGAAAAAAGAUCUCGUCAUCACCUGGCGCGACACGGAGCCAAAGCUGCAAGAGCCGAAGCUGCCAGAGCCGAAGCUGCCAGAGAGUCCAGCACCCACAGAACUCCCGGAAGACGAGUCAAAGGUGGAGUUUGGUCUGAGCGCUGCGGUGUCAUGGGCUUGUGGGCGCUUGGCGGUGCUGAAGAUUCCGGAGGAAAGCACAGGCUUCCAGCGCUUCAAGGCCGAGGUGGGCCUGGCGGAGCUGGCCUUCUACGGGCUGCGCUGCGGUCGCCUGGGCCUCCCAGCGCCGCUGUGGCCCCGCCUCUUCGCCGCGGAGGCGCGGCUCGAGGCGGCGCUGCAGGCGGCGGCGGCGGGGGACUUCGGCGACACCGGCGAGGCCAUCGGCUUCGUGCUGGAAACCCUCAACCGAGUAGCGGGCGCAGUAUGUGAUGUCCGCUUGGAGGUCCCGGAGCAGCCGCUGCUGGGUGUGGCUGAGACAACCCAGGUGAGUGCUGGCUUAGCUGGCAGCCGCUGGGCGCUGCGCGAUGGGACGCUGCUGGGUCCCGGUAUAGGGACUUGGAAGCUGUCUCCGGAGCAAGCAGAGGAGAGCGUGAUGGCAGCUCUACGCGAAGGCGUGCGCCAUGUGGACACGGCCGCCGAGUAUGGCACCGAGGCCGCGGUGGCGCGAGGCAUCAGGAACGCGGGCGUCGCCCGAGGCGAUGUCUUCGUGAACCUGAAGGUGGCGGCGGACAGCGCAAACGAGCUGAGAGAAGUGGUGGCAUCAUCUAUGGCCAAGUGGGGUUGUGGCUCAGUUGACUGCUUGAUGCUACACCGCCCCCCUCCCAACGACGACGAGCUGGAAAGUGUUUGGCGUGUUUUGGAGGAGGAGGUGAAAGCGGGCCGCGCGCGGAUGCUGGGGGCAUCCAACGUCACGGUGCAGCAGCUUGAGGUGUUGUCGAGCACCAAGCGGCCGGAGUCCCUGUGGCCUGCCGUUGUCCAGCUCAAGUGCUCGAUGUUCCACCAAGGCGGCUACUUCAUUGAAAACUCUGCCCGCUUAUGGCAGCUCUUGCGCCAGAAGCGAAUCAUUCCGGUUGGGAUCUCCCUGUUCAAUUCGCUGCACUCCUGUGUGAGCCCGCUUGAGGAGCCCAUGACCCACGCCUGGGCCGCACAGCUGGGGUCCACCUCUGCGGAGCUGUUGGCCACCUGGGCGCGGCUCCUGGGCGUGUGCCCCCUGCUGCGGUGCUCGCCCAGCCACGCUCCGAGCUUCCGCACGGAGCUCCACGUCUCGCCGCAAAAGGCGCCCGGGGCUGCGUCGCUUGUGGAGGGUGGCUUCAGAUUGGGAGAUCAAAGGCAAAUCAAGGCGAGUUUGCGGGGUCCUUAA
Molecule: messenger RNA, 1767 nt
Organism: Effrenium voratum
Lineage: Eukaryota; Dinophyceae; Suessiales; Symbiodiniaceae
Source: the annotation of a GenBank genome assembly